Didymodactylos carnosus is the source of this 1191-nucleotide messenger RNA. The record is from the annotation of a GenBank genome assembly. Lineage: Eukaryota; Metazoa; Rotifera; Eurotatoria; Philodinida; Philodinidae.
AUGCAACCACAACAUCAACCACCACGCCUUCCUUUUUCAUUCUUUCCUCCAUCUCCUUAUUUUUCACCACCAUUUUUCAAUCCAAUGCUACCACCACCACUGAUUCCAACAUCUCACUUUUUGCCACAGCCACAACAACAAACGUUUUCAACGUCGUCAUCAUCGUCAAGACAAACAAUAAUUAAUGAUGGGAUGAAAACAUUGAGGGAUAUAAAAGUAUCAAGUGAUCAAACACUACAAAAAACGGAAGAGGAUGAUAUCAAAUGGGUAGAAAAAUGGUUGAAAUCGAAGGAACAGGCUCAACCAAAUCAUUUGACAAUAUUUGAUUAUCGACAACAAUUGUUGUCAUACGUGAAGUUAUUGAAUGAAUUAGACAAUGAAUUAACAAAUGGACAGUCGCUUGAGAAAUGUCAAACAAUAAAAUGUAAUAUUGAACAGAUAUCGUCGUCUAUUUACAACGAAACUACUGUCAAACAAGUGAAACAUCAGUUGAAUAAACGUCGUAAGAAACGUCAACGAUCGAAAAACAACAAAGUCAAACGGUUAUUAUUGAAAGAAAAAACGUUCAAUGAACAGUCAAACAAUGAAAAAACAAUUGAUCAAUGGCUAUUAACAGUCAAAAAUUCAAUUGAAAAAGAAAAACUAGAAGCGACUCUGAAACAAACAAUUGAUAAUGGUUUAAUAGAAAUACGAAAAAAAAUAUUCGACAUAAAAACCGCCAAACAAACAAUUGAACAAAUUCAGCGAUUGAAAAAUAUACGACGUCAACAUCGAAAAGAUACAACAGUCCGAAUAACUGAAGACGAAAAACUAGAUGAAAUGUGUCGAUUGUGCGAUGAAAGAAUGGUUACAUAUGAAAAUGAAGAAAAACAAAGUCGAUUAAUAUUGGAAGCAGAAUCACAUCAAAAAGUAAAUGAAAAUCAUAAACAAAUAUGCGAUUAUUUAUUCAAUAAUAAUGGAAAAUUUUAUUUUGAAAGCGAUGAAGAAGAUCCCUAUUAUCUUUAUUUUAUUCAAGCACAUAAAAAUAAAGUAAAUCUACUACAAAUUAGAAAUCAUUGGGAUCAAUAUUCAACAGAAAAUGUUUUUAUUCAAUCGAAUUCAUUACCACCGGAAUCUGUAUUAUCAAAAUGGAUUAUGCCACAAUUCUCGUCUGAUACACAGUGGAACGAAUAUAUAUGGACGUCGUCCUAA